Messenger RNA from Caenorhabditis sp. 36 PRJEB53466, 2091 nucleotides. The record is from the annotation of a GenBank genome assembly. NCBI's taxonomy places the organism in Eukaryota, Metazoa, Nematoda, Chromadorea, Rhabditida, Rhabditidae.
AUGCAAGAAGAAAUUUUAGAUUUCUUCCGGAAUCCCGCCUUGGUAUUCUACAUGACGCUGAUGCUGACCGUUUGCGUCGUAAGUCUAUUAUUAAUCUCCUACUGUCUUUUAACAAAAUAUAAACGUUCAGGUCAAUGGUUCCCAGCAAGUCGGAGACGUCGUCGAAACGGAAUUCCACUCUUAUCGUCUUCAUCAAUACGAAAUCAGCGGGAACAUGUACGGAAGCAAAAACUAUCAUGUUUCUUACGAAGCAGUCUCUCUGGCUGCUCGAGCCAACAGAAGGUAUUUAUUUAGAAACGAACUGAGACGGCCACUUCUUGAAUUCUCGCUUUGUUUCAGAACUAUGGUGACAACGUGGCGUGAUCUUCUGACUCAUGACGUCGACGACAUGUGGAAUCUUUCCGCAGGCGCAGUUCUCGUCUUCAUUCCGGACAAUAUCGACGAACUGAACGACGUCGACAGAAAGGUAAUCGUGUAGUCCUGACCCACCGCGGUAGCCGGCAUAAUCUCCUUAUUGAAUUGAAUAAUCAAUCGCCUCUUUAGGCGUUCCUCGAUCUCCAAGAGAAGUUGUCCAAUGUCAAAACUGAUUUGGCUGUUUAUGUGGCACCAUACAACGACGACGCCAUCUCCAUUCUCAAUGGUUUGCAUAAUACGAGUUAUUCUUUAUAAAAUUAGCAUUUUCAGACGUUAAUAAUCGUGCGGACAAGGCGCCAACCGCCGUACAGCACCUUCUUCAAUCGGUUUCCGGCAACACAAUAAGUAUCACGUCUUCCGAUCAGAUUCCGGAAUUACCCGCCAACUACAAGCCAUUCAAUAUUGUGGUGAGCCUAGAAUAUACUGAGAGGCAAAAGAAAAUAAUAUUUGCAGGGUCGCUUGAGCAGCGGUGAGCGUGCUGUCCCGACAAUCGCCUUCGUCGCUCACUACGACAGUCACUCGGUCCUUCCCGGUGUCUCUCCUGGAGCCGACUCCAAUGGUUCCGGAAUCGUCGCUCUUCUGGAGCUGCUCGCCGUUCUCUCCAAGUUCUACAAUACUCCGAGCACCCGCCCUCCCUACAACCUCUUGUUCAUAUGGACCGCCGCCGGAAAGCUCAACUUCCAGGGAACUCGGCAAUGGAUCGAUGAGUUCCAGCAAGGGCUCGAGGCCGGAGACUUUGUCGAAUCGGCUGCUAAUCGGAAGGGUGAACAUGCAAGGCAGAAGUUUUUACUUGAAAAGUUUGUGCCUUCAGAUGACCGAAUCGAUUUGGCCAUUUGCAUCGAGGCUAUCGGCCGUAACACAGGCGGUCUCUACAUGCACGCUGGAAAGGCACCAUCGGAGAACUCUGCGGCCGCUCAACUCUUUAGAAGACUCAGGUGCGGAUGAUUCCAUCGAACACACGUCACCUUCACUUUUGCAGAAACAUCGCUCCGGAGAAGAACAUCGAAGUGGUUGCGAAGAAGAUCUCUCUGACGACAGCCAGCUCUUGGGAGCACGAGAAAUUCAACAUCAAGCGGAUGCCGGCAGUCACUCUCUCCACCCUUCCGUCUCCAACUGACCCUGCCCGUAACUCCAUUCUGGAUCUUCCGUCUUCUUUGGAUGAGGAUGAGCUUAUCGAGAACAUCCGUCUGAUUGCCGAAGGAGUCCUCGGAUACAUCCUCGGCCUUCCGGAGACAGGCCCUUCUGCUGAUCCGCGUGUCACUUCUGAAGUGAGCAUGCUCUCGAAGGACGCAGUUGACAAGCAAAGAGUCCAUCACUUCAUCCGUCAAUUUGCAUCGAGACCUCGUCCGGUCGGAGACAAGCGGGCCACCGAGAACAUAGCUUCCAAUUUGGCAUCUGCUGCUGCGGGAUACGGCGUCGUUUCCAAGUCCGCAGUCACGAUCACGGAUGCGAAGGCUUUCGGAGUCACUCAGAACAGACUGGUCGCCGAAAGAGUCAAGCCGGCCGUCUUCGAACUUGUUAUUGCCGCCGGAGUCUUCGCCUAUCUCUCAGUUUUCUAUUUUGUAAGUAAACCCGCACUUAUAUGAGAGGUCCUGAUUCGAUGCGUUCUAGAUUGCAACGCACUCGCAGAAGUCUAUCGAAGGAACCGUGUCAGCUAUUCGAAAAUCGAUCUUCUAA